Anopheles nili is the source of this 695-nucleotide messenger RNA. It is a transcript of the gene Taf11, whose product is annotated as transcription initiation factor TFIID subunit 11. Gene Ontology annotation, molecular function: transcription coactivator activity; protein heterodimerization activity. The transcript is spliced from 2 exons. Lineage: Eukaryota; Metazoa; Arthropoda; Insecta; Diptera; Culicidae. Gene Ontology annotation, cellular component: nucleus; transcription factor TFIID complex. The record is from RefSeq and is a predicted model, not a curated record. Gene Ontology annotation, biological process: transcription initiation at RNA polymerase II promoter; RNA polymerase II preinitiation complex assembly. The coding region runs from base 44 to 670 and encodes 208 amino acids.
GAAUAGUGGUUGUUACAUAUUCCAGCACAUUAACGAACGAAACAUGGAAAAUAUCCUGGAGCCCAGCAGCUCCGACGAUAACAUGCCGCCGGAUAAUAAGAAAGAUCUGCAAUCAUUGCUGUCUUCGGAGGAUGAUUUUUUUGACCCACCACCGUCGUCUAGCCGGCAGGACUCAUCGGGCAACGAGGAAAAAUCCGACAUGAAGACAGAGUUCGAGGAUAUCAUUAUGCCUGAAAUGGGACAUGAUAACAGCAUCAUCCUAGAUGACCACAAGGAUCUAGUGCGUGACAAACGAAAGGAAACUAAGAGUAAACGCGAACUUGAGGAAGAAGAGCGCGAAAAGAUGCAAGUGCUGGUUUCAAAUUUUACAGAAGAGCAACUCGAUCGAUAUGAAAUGUACCGUCGUGCAGCAUUUCCGAAGGCGGCCGUAAAACGUUUGAUGCAAACCAUCACCGGCUGUUCCGUCUCACAGAAUGUGGUAAUUGCCAUGUCCGGCAUAGCGAAAGUAUUCGUUGGAGAAGUGGUCGAAGAGGCACUGGAUGUGAUGGAACGAUCUGGAGAAACUGGCGCCAUCCAACCCAAAUAUCUACGUGAAGCUGUUCGCAGACUACGUAACAAAGGGCACAUUCCGACUGGUCGUGGACACAAACAGUUUUUCAAGCUAAAUUAAUUAUAAUGUUAUAAUAUAAUGUUUU